AAAACUUUUUUUACAUCAGUUGGUGGACGAGUGAGUCGGGAGUUAAACUACACACGGCAGAAGAUUGGAGAAGAGGCCAUGUUUAACCCCCAGCUCAUGAUUCAGACUCCACAGGAAGAUGGAACUAAUGUACUAACAACAGAAGCACUCCGACAGCACCUUGACUCUGCACUUCAGGCCAGCAGAGUACAUGUUUAUAUGUACAACAGACAAUGGAAGUUGGAACAUUUAUGUUAUAAAUCAGGAGAACUCAUCACAGAAGCAGGUUACAUGGACCAGAUUAUAGAAUAUCUUUAUCCUUGCUUAAUUAUCACUCCUUUGGACUGCUUCUGGGAGGGAGCAAAGCUACAGUCGGGAACUGCCUAUCUAUUGUAAGCAUGCUUUUAUUUA
Messenger RNA from Meleagris gallopavo (turkey), 390 nucleotides. Lineage: Eukaryota; Metazoa; Chordata; Aves; Galliformes; Phasianidae. The record is from RefSeq and is a predicted model, not a curated record.